CAGCUGUCCUCGGUGCUGAAUCGAAGCCCCGCGUUGUAAGUGUCGGCAGCAGGUGGCGCUUGACCUGCUCGGGUUAAAUGAACGUAAGCGGCUCUGACCCCCAAAAGUCCCGCUCGCUUUAUGCCAGCCGAGCGCUCGGUGUCCCGGAAUGUCUUGCUGCCUUAUUAACUGGACCCUGGUCGUAGCCUUUCCUCUCCUAGCUGAACUCAGCUAAGCUUCUCGAUCGUUUGCCGCCACCAUGGAGAAAAUGCUGCCCGCCCGAGAGGCGGCAAAAAUCUACCACACGAACUACGUGAGGAAUUCCCGUGCCAUCGGAGUGCUCUGGGCCAUCUUCACUAUUUGUUUCGCUAUCAUUACAGUGGUGUGCUUCAUCCAGCCCUUUUGGAUCGGGGACAGCAUCAACACCCCGCAGGCGGGCUACUUUGGACUCUUUCACUAUUGCAUCGGGAACGCGCUCACCUCCGAACUGACCUGCAAGGGCAGCGCCUUGGACUUUGGCUCAAUCCCGUCCGGAGCUUUCAAGACGGCCAUGUUCUUUGUGGGCACAGCCAUGCUGCUUGUAGUGGGUUGUAUUGUCUGCUUUGUUCUGUUUUUCUUUUGCAACGCAGCCACUGUCUAUAAGAUCUGCGCCUGGAUGCAGCUGGCGUCGGCUGCAGGACUGGUGAUGGGGUGCAUGAUAUACCCGGACGGCUGGGACUCUGAUGAAGUCAGGAGGAUGUGCGGAGACAAGACUGACAAGUACACCCUGGGGGCCUGCACAGUGCGCUGGGCUUACAUCCUGGCCAUCAUUGGCAUCCUGGACGCCUUGAUCCUCUCGUUCCUGGCCUUCGUCCUGGGGAAUCGUCAAGACAGCCUGCUGCCCGAAGACUUUAAAGUGGAGAGCAAAGAGGGGGGUCACGCCUAAAUGGCCGUUGCCAUGGCGAGUGACACAGGGUGACUGAAGACGCCAGACUGAUGGCGGGAGAGCCCUGAAGUGAAGACCUGCUGCUGCUGCUGCGUUGGCCGCGUUGUCGUCGUCAUCCACCUGAAGCUGAUGACAUCUCACACAGGAUUUUGAUAAUUUUAGCCUGCAAUAUGGUGCCUGCAAAUAAAGGAGCUUGGGAGAAGGUAUGGUGGGGGGGGUAGGGGGGCAUUCAUCACAGCCACAACCUUUCUUUACCGUUACAAUUCCUUAGACUCACCCGAAGAUGUCACCGUAGCCAGCAUUGUUCUGUCGAUUAGUCCAAAAAGGGGACGAGAGAAACUGGGUGUCACCCUCCCACCUAGCAGUUGAGCUCUUCUAGUGUUGCACAAUUAGAGCACACUCUUUUUAUUUUCUAUAAAUAUAUUUACUGCAGUACCCCAUUUAUUGCGACAUAUUCCCGAUCAGCAAGAGCUCAAGCUUCUAGGCAGAUGGGCUCUACAGGCAGAAGGAUACAGCAUGGCACUUGGGGACAGAUGGACUAACAUCACCCACCUUAUCUUUAACUUCUCUUAAGGGCUGAAAAGCAAAACAGGACCACCUUUCACUCAGUGAAAGCAUCAUCAGCGGUCCGCACCAGCAGACUUGUAAGCGAAGCAAAUGCUGCAGGCGUAAAGAUCCGAGAUGACGAUGAUGCCAGGAUGUGUGCCAGGACUGUGUGCCCUGCCAGCCAAGUGGGCACUGACUUUACAAAACGAGUGUUUGCCCCGUCCGCUUGUACAGCAGUCACUGUGUUUCAAUGUUGUGUGUGAAAGUCGCACUUGGGCGCCAACGUGACCUUGGCAGUAGUCGACGCGUCUCUGUGUGCCUCCAACUUGUGAUUCUCGAUUUU
Erpetoichthys calabaricus (reedfish) is the source of this 1793-nucleotide messenger RNA. It is a transcript of the gene lhfpl5a, whose product is annotated as LHFPL tetraspan subfamily member 5a. Gene Ontology annotation, biological process: sensory perception of sound; detection of mechanical stimulus involved in sensory perception. Lineage: Eukaryota; Metazoa; Chordata; Cladistia; Polypteriformes; Polypteridae. The transcript is spliced from 3 exons. Gene Ontology annotation, cellular component: plasma membrane. The record is from RefSeq and is a predicted model, not a curated record. Bases 239 to 904 code for a protein of 221 amino acids.